Molecule: messenger RNA, 313 nt
Organism: Staurois parvus
Lineage: Eukaryota; Metazoa; Chordata; Amphibia; Anura; Ranidae
Source: the annotation of a GenBank genome assembly
AUGGACCAGGGGUGGACUGACAACUCAUGGGGCCCCUGGGCAAUAGGGGAUCAUGGGGCCCCUGUGUCCUUGCCCAAACUCAAAAAAGCCUAUGAAAAAGGUACCAGGGGCAUCUCAUGGGGCCCCCUACUGACCCUGGGCCCUCGGGCAGUGCCCGAGUUUCCAAAUGGUCAGUCCGCCCCUGGUCCAAAAUUCAAAUCAAAUGUGAAUCGAACUCGAAAACUAAAUAGAAUUUGAAAAUGAUAUUGCAUCAAAUUUGAAAUCAAAUUAAAAAACAAAUUCAAAAUAUAAACAUAUUGCUGAAUAUUGCUGA